AUGAAAACGUUCUUUCUCGCUGCGACGGUAUUUGCUACUUCCCAAGCGUUAACCACCAACUUUCCUUCGUUCUUAAUCUCUAGUGAGCAUCAGACGUGGAAGGCCUUUGUGGACUACGCGCUGGAAUUUGAAAAGGAAUACCGUUACGCUGCCAAUGACGAAGAUCUCGUGCAGCUCCGAUUCCGAGCUUUUGCGACGAAUCUUGAGCGUAUCAAGUCACAUAAUGAAGCGUACGAACGUGGUGAGUUUAGUUUUACACUAGGGCUCAAUGAUCUUGCGGAUCUCAACGAUUCCGAGUACAAACAGUUGCUCAGUUACCACAUGCGUGAAUCAAUGAGCUCUGGAGCGAGUGAGACGUUUUCCAAGCCUGAAAACUUUCAAGAUAUUCCAGACAGUUGGGAUUGGCGUACACACAACGUUGUGACGCCUGUAAAGAACCAGGGCCAAUGUGGAUCGUGCUGGGCCUUUUCGGCUGUGGCUGCAAUGGAAUCGGCUUAUGCUCUGAAAACUGGCACACUUGAGUCAUUCUCAGAGCAGGAACUUGUGGACUGUACUCUUAAGGGUAUUGAUGACUGUAGCCAUGGUGGAGAGAUGAGUGAAGGUUAUCAGGAGAUUAUUAAUCACCACGGAGGUAAAAUUGAUCGGGAGGUGGACUAUGAGUAUACGGCAGAGUCCAAGGGCGUGUGUAACGCCAAAGACGACAAGGCAGUGGGCCAUUUUACGGCGUAUGCGAAUGUGACGUCGGGCGAUGAAAGCGCGUUGCAAGCAGCUAUUGCUACUAAAGGUGUGCAGGCAGUGGCAAUUGAUGCAAGUAGCUUUACGUUUCAAUUGUACCGUCACGGUGUGUACAGCUGGCCAUUGUGUGGCAACAAACCGGAUGCACUGGACCACGGUGUGGCAGCUGCUGGCUUUGGAACGUACAAGAAGUCAGACUUUUGGCUUGUGAAAAACUCAUGGGGUGAGUCGUGGGGCAUGAAGGGCUAUAUCAUGAUGAGUCGGAACAAGAACAAUCAAUGUGGUAUUGCUACGGACGCUUCCUAUCCGAUUAUGACAAAGGAAGAGAAGAAGAUGGAGAUGAUGGACCGUACUGUGGUCCAAGAGACUACCGACGUCGUCAGCAUCAUGUAA
Peronospora farinosa is the source of this 1128-nucleotide messenger RNA. Lineage: Eukaryota; Oomycota; Peronosporomycetes; Peronosporales; Peronosporaceae. The record is from the annotation of a GenBank genome assembly.